Messenger RNA from Phalacrocorax carbo (great cormorant), 4807 nucleotides. NCBI's taxonomy places the organism in Eukaryota, Metazoa, Chordata, Aves, Suliformes, Phalacrocoracidae. The record is from RefSeq and is a predicted model, not a curated record.
GCUGCAGGAAGUUACAGCUGCAGAACAGCCGCCCCCGGAGAGGAGCUGCUUCCCGGGAGAGCGAUGGGAGGAGGCGGCUGAGCAGCACACGCUCCCCCCCGCGGGCCUGACGGGCGGCAGGAGCACAGGGAGCCGUGGGCUCAGCCUCCCGGCGAGGAGUCCUGCUGGAGGAUGUCGGGGGCUGCGAGCGCAACCCGUGUUCCUGAAGGACCACCCUGCCGAGCUGGGGCGGCAGCCUGAGUCAGCGCCGGCACAGCCGGUUCUGCCGGACAGGACCGUACCGGGGCUGCUGCGCCACGUCCCUGCGGAGCAAAGCCGGCAACCCCGUCCUGCUCGGCUCUGCAGAGCCGGGCGUUUGUGGGGCAGCUGCCUGAGCGCCGCGGCGCUGCUGAGCCCAUCUUGUCCGCCUCUGGAGACGGGCGCUUUGCCUGGGAAAAAUCACCCUGUGCCUGGCUGGACCCGGUGCAGCCCCGAGGGGACCAGCUGAGUCCCCGCCGCCCCUGCCAACCUGUACUGCUGGCUGCAGCCUCCCCGGCUGCUUUAAAUGGGAGGAGGCCGAGCUCAAUAUCCCUGUGUGCUGCAGCCGCCUCGGCUUGGCAGGCCCGGUGAGAGGGCUCAGCGGCUGCCAAGGACACGGCAAGGGCUGCCUGCCGGGGAACGGUGCUCCUCGGCAGGGCCAGCCACCACAGGGCAGCCCCGGGGCACGCUGGUGCUGGACUGGACUGGGGGAAGCCACCAUGCACGUGGAUCAGCUUUAUUUUCUCCCUUUCUGAAGCCUCCCCCCUGCCCCCCGCUGUUUCCUCUCUCCCGGCUGCAGCUCCUGGUUUUACCAUAUUUCGUGGCAGUUUGGGGAGGACGGUUGGUUUAUUCUAACAUAAUGGCCCAAAAUUUCAAGCCCAGAAGCCUGCCCUCUCCCCAGCACUUUUGUUCUCUGUGUUAUGAUAGUUGUUAUAGAUACACCAUUACAGUCAAGUCUAGGUUAGUGACUUUCAGCUGCUAACAGGGAAGAGAUCAUCCCCUGCCCCUUGUGCCUGCAGUGAAUUAGGUGGCUGGUCCCAACAGAGGCUGGGGUGGGUGGGGGUGGGUUUGAAAGCCAGCAGGAUUGUCUGUCAGGGUGAGGACCUCCUCAGGGCCCUGCUUUGCUGCUGUCUUGGCUGCAACUCCCUGGUGAUGCCCAGGUAGGUAUGUAAAAGGUGCUAGAUGGGGAGUCUGAGGCAACAUGUGCUUCUGUCAGCUCAGCUGUGCUCCAGCUGCCCUGCCAUCCGGCUCACUGCUGCUCCCCAUGGCUGGUGGGUUUGUGGGGCCGGAUGUGGGAGCAGGUCGUUCCUGAUCCAGGCAUCCCUGGGCUGGGGUGAGGGUAGGUACAGCCUCAGGCUGCAAAGCUGGGCUGGAGCAGGGAACUGGCAGGUCCGGGCACGCAGCCUGCCUCAUGGGCUGUCCCCUCUCUUUAAGGCAGAGGAUGUCGCGGGCCAUGCAGUGCCAGAGCUGCCUGCCCUUGGGCAGCUGGAUGCAGCUGCGUCGAUCCCUGCCAGGGAGCAGGGGGACCCGGAGUGUGUAUCUGUGUGCUGCUUCAGUGCCAGGCACUUCAGGCAGUUACUUCCUCAGGAAGAGCCUUCACAUAAGUGGUAUCUCCCUCCCCAGGGGCUGUGUUAGCUACCAGGGAGGGUCCCAGGAGCGUUCUGUCCAGCCCAGCUCCUCUCGCCACGGCCUGUCCCACCUGAGGAAUGUGGCCUCUUCUGAUGCCAUCAAGAAACACCAGAAGAGCCUGUCUGCAUGGUUCAGCCACCAGCCCAAUGAAGAGAGGCAGUUCGGCCCUUCCUUCUCACUGGAUGCAGUUCAUGUGGACCCAGUGAUCCGAGAGAGCUCCCUGGAGGAGAUCCUGAAGCCCUCGCCCGACCUAACCAUCCAGAACCAGCUCCAGCAGCCCCGCAGACAGGUUAUCAGCCUCCAGAACCUUUUUGAUGUGGAUGCCUGUGGGCGGCAGGUGAAGAACGUGGUGCUUUAUGGCACCGUGGGCACAGGGAAGAGCACCCUCAUCAAGAAGAUGGUGGUGGACUGGUGCCACGGUCGCCUACCCCGCUUUGAGCUGGUCAUCCCCUUCUCCUGUGAGGAUCUGUCCCAUAGUCAUGCCUCCAUCUCCCUGCGGCGCCUCAUAACCAAGAAGUACCAGCACCUCCGGGAUGUGGUGCCGAUGCUGGGUGCUUCCAACCUCAAGGUACUUUUCAUCCUCAACGGCCUGGAGCGCCUCAACUUGGACUUCCGGCUGGCUGGCACCGAGCUGUGCUGUGACCCCAAUGAGCCUGUGCCUCCCUCUGCCAUCGUAGUCAACUUGCUGCGAAAAUACCUCCUGCCAGAGGCCAGCAUCAUCGUCACCACGCGCCCAUCGGCGGUGCGCCGGAUCCCUGGUAAAUAUGUGGGCCGCUACGCUGAGAUCUGUGGCUUCUCUGACACCAACCUGCAGAAACUGUACUUCCAGAUGCGUCUCAGCCAGCCUGGCUGCAGUGGAGAGGACAGUGUGGGUAGCAGCUCAGGUGAGCAGGAAAACUUGGUGGAGAUGUUGUCGAGGAACUUGGAGCGCCACAACCAAAUAGCCGCUGCCUGCUUCUUGCCCUCUUACUGCUGGCUGGUGUGCACCACACUGCACUUCCUCUACUUCACUAGGACAGUGCCUCCCAGCCAGACCCUGACUGGCAUCUAUACCAGCUUCCUGAGGCUGAACUUCAGCGGGGAGGUGCUGGACAGCACUGACCCCACCAACAUCUCCAUGAUGAAGUAUGUGGCCAAGAUGGUGGGUAAGCUAGCCUAUGAAGGGGUGAUGUCCCGCAAGACCUGCUUCUCAGAGGAUGACCUGCAGCAGUGCUUUGAGGUGGAGAUGAAGACUGAAAGUGAGCUCAACCUUCUGGAGGUCUUCCGCAGCGACGUCUUCCGUUUCUUCCUCACUCCAUGUGUGCAGCCAGGCAAAGAACACACCUUUGUCUUCACCAUCCCUGCUAUGCAAGAGUAUCUGGCAGCCCUGUAUGUGGUGCUGGGUGAGAAGAAGACCCUGGCACAGAAAGUGGGGAAGGAACUGUCAGAGAUCAUUGGGAAGGUGAGUGAAGAUGUCGCUGUCGUUCUCAGUAUCAUCUCUAAGGUGCUGCCCUUGCGCUUCCUGCCAGUGCUCUUCAACCUGCUCAAAAUAUUCCCUCGCUACUUCUCCCGGCUGAGCGGUAAGGACCGGGAUGCUAUUGCCCACACCAUGGCAGAGGAGCUAUUCAAAGAGGAGGACUACUACAACGAUGAUGUCUUGGACCAGAUCAAUUCCAGCAUCCUGGGUGUGGAGGGCCCCAUGCGCCACCCUGACGAGGCCCCUGAUGAUGAGGUCUUUGAGCUCUUCCCCAUCUUCAUGGGUGGGAUACUGUCCCGCCGUAACCGCGCCAUCCUGGAGCAGCUGGGCUGCUCUAUAAAGAACCUGGCAGCCUUUGAGAUCGCCAAGGCCAUGAAGAAGACAGUCAUCAGGAACAGCCGCAAGGGGCUGCCGCCGUCCGAGCUGAUGGACUACCUCUUCUUCCUGCAUGAAUUCCAGAAUGAGCGCUUCACAGCUGAGGCCAUCCGCUCUCUCCGGACAGUCAACCUCUCAUCUGUCAAGAUGACCCCUCUGAAGUGCUCUGUGCUGGCAUCUGUUAUGGGCACCACAUGCCACGAGGUGGAGGAGCUGAACCUGUCCUCCUGCAACCUUGACACGAGCAGCUUGAGGAUCCUCUUCCCUGUCCUGCUGCGCUGCAAAGCUCUCCACCUGCAGCUCAACAGCCUGGGCUCUGACGCCUGCAAGGAAAUCCGUGACCUGCUCCUGCAUGACAAGUGUGUGGUGAGCAACCUGCGGCUGGGAAACAACCCCGUGGGUGAGCAGGGCGCACAAUACCUGGCUGAGGCACUGGCAGGCAACCACUCGCUGACCUAUUUGUCCCUGCUGCACACUGCACUGGGGGACCGGGGUGCCGAAGUGAUUGCUCAGCACCUGGCCAAGAACCAGCACCUCCAGGAGCUCAACCUGGGCUACAACUCCCUGACUGACACAGCCGCCCUGCAUGUGGUGGAGGUGGCCAAAAAGCACACAACGCUGGACAAAGUGCAUCUGUACUUCAAUGACAUCAGUGAGGACGGCAAGCAGGCACUUCACAGCCUGCGCAUGGACCGGGAUGGCGUUAGAGCGCUAGUCUUCCUUACAGCAGGCACCGACGUCUCUGAAUACUGGUCCAACAUCCUGAACGUGGUGCAGAAGAACCUGCCUUUCUGGGACCGUGAGCGGGUUCGGCAGCACCUUGCCCUGAUCCUCCAGGAUCUGGAGAGCAGCCGGAGACAGACUGCCAACCCCUGGAGGAAAGCCAAGUUCCUACGAGUUGAGAAUGAGGUCAAGAAGAUGCUGGGGAAACUGCAGUAUGGGACCCUCUAACCUGCUGUUCAUCCACCCAGCCAGGGAGGGAGCAGUGCUGCUGGGGAGGAAACACUGGAAUGUGCCCAGGCAGCACAUCCCCUGCGCCCUUAUCCACGUGGAGAUGCCUAGUGGUCAGGUGCUACCAAGGCUGUCAAAGGUGCUGUGUAUGUGUGGCUCAGCCCUCAUCUGCGGGCAAGGCUGAAGUGUGGGAGAACUGUACAGAGACCAGUCCAGGAGCAAACAGGACUUGUCCUUCUGGGCUUGUAGAGACCCAGCCCCUGCACCCUGGCUACUGCUGGCCCAUCCACAAGUCACAGCAGCGGCAGAGGGGCAGGACUCAGGCUUGCUUGUGAAACCUUUGGUGGCAUUAAAGUGCACCACUUUGUUUCCACUGAA